Phanerochaete carnosa HHB-10118-sp is the source of this 1152-nucleotide messenger RNA. RefSeq lists its product as uncharacterized. The transcript is spliced from 3 exons. The record is from RefSeq and is a predicted model, not a curated record. NCBI's taxonomy places the organism in Eukaryota, Fungi, Basidiomycota, Agaricomycetes, Polyporales, Phanerochaetaceae. The annotation marks the transcript as partial.
CUCUCUUUCCUCGACGCGAACAGCGGCGGUAUCGACCAACAAAGCGCCGCAGGGAACGUCUCGCGCUACCUCGACUACCGACAACUCCUACUAUUUACAACUCCGGGCGUCACUUCCCCACAAUCACCGCUGUCCUCAAUGUCCGGCACAACGUGUAUCAUUUGUCUUGAAGAUGCACAAUCCCCGGUUGUCGUCCCGUGUGGCCACAUUCACUGCGAGGCGUGCCUCAUAAAAUGCAUCGAACUAUGCAACAACGCUGUCGAGUGCCCCUGCCCGACGUGUCGGGCUCCUUUUACGAUCGCGACCCUGGAUCUCCGGUUCGUGCCGCAGAAAUACCAUGCAUUCAUGCAACCUGCAGUGCGACGCGUGUAUCCUUCGCCUUCCGACGUAGUGCAGACUCUCGAAAAGCGGAAUGACAAGCUUCAGACGGACAACGCUCGGUUCCGCGAGAGGAUUGACGUCCUGAAGCGCAAGAAUGAUCACCUACAACGCGAUAAACAGCGGCUUAUGGAUACGUGCGAAGCUAGCCAAGCCGCUGUCGCUAAUUAUCGCGAGAAGGAGCGUCAGUUACGCGACGACCUCGAGACCGUCUCGGAAGAGAAUGGCGUGCUGGAGCUCGAGGUCGCUGAUUGGGAGAAGAAGUAUAGGGACGUCAAAGAGAAAUACAGCAAGCUGAAGAAGCUGCUUGCGGAAGACAAGCAGCGCCCGUCUUCAUCGCACGCUAAAAAGCGUAGCAGCACCCAAGCAGCACUUGAAUACUCGCCCGGCGAGGGGCCCUCAGAUUCGGGUGACAAGAACGAUCGCAGGCUCAUCAUACCGAUGCUAAAACGCCCACGACUGGCGGGCGGCAGACGUUCCGCGCCCAUAGACGUCGAUGCCGCGCACCGGAUCGACAACCGCGGCGCCUCCGCCUCAGGCACAGCGGUGGCAUACGUCGGCAGACGGCCGCUACCGCUGCGGCUGGGUAGCCCUUCCGUCUUCGACAUCAUUAAGGUCAGCAGCCUCGACGUCAGUCAGGAGCUUGACGACGAGGAGAGAGACGGUCCAAGCAAAGCCCGGCACUACUACCCGCACGAGAACUCUCAGCAAUCGUCUUCGCAGGCUUCUUCCUCCGGUCAGGCGCCACCACAUGCUCAGCCAUCGCACGCCACA